UAAGCCAGAUUUCUAUUUUUAAUAAAAUGAAGUUAUUGAUCGUUCUGUGUUCCGUUGUAAGUGUAAGCUUGGCCUUUCCAGGGAUGUUCAACAGAAGAGAAUCUCCACCAAUCGUGACAGAAGUUCUUCCUACAAAUUCUUCUAUUGUGAAUAAGAGGAAUUCAAUUGAAAAGAGAAUGGAUGACGUACAAGGGGCUUUUGCUGCAAUUGACGCUGACCGCAAUGGUCACAUCAGUAGCGAAGAAUUUUCUACCUUUUUUGUGUAUGUAUAUGCUGGUAUGCCUGACCAUGAACACAGCAAAUCUGAGUGGUCAACUAUUUUCAACAAAGUUCUGACUCUUGUUGACAUAAACGAAAAUAACAAAUUGGAAAUGGGAGAAUUUCGAGAAUUUUCAGUUAUGGACAUGCCAGAAUUGUAAAGAGUUCUCAUCGAUUGAGCACUCACUGUCUUCCAUUUUUAAUAUAUGAAAAAAG
Mytilus trossulus (common blue mussel) is the source of this 474-nucleotide messenger RNA. RefSeq lists its product as uncharacterized. Gene Ontology annotation, molecular function: calcium ion binding. The record is from RefSeq and is a predicted model, not a curated record. The transcript has 3 exons. NCBI's taxonomy places the organism in Eukaryota, Metazoa, Mollusca, Bivalvia, Mytilida, Mytilidae. The coding region runs from base 27 to 419 and encodes 130 amino acids.